AUGGUUGAAACAUCGAAUCUUGAAAUGUAUGACAGGGAUACUGCUGGGCAGGAAAGGUUCAGGAGUCUCAUUCCAAGCUAUAUCAGGGAUUCCUCUGUGGCGGUCAUUGUAUUCGAUGUUGCAAGCAGACAGUCAUUCUUAAACACUUCCAAAUGGAUUGAAGAGGUUCGCACAGAGCGUGGAAGUGAUGUUAUCAUUGUACUUGUUGGCAACAAAACAGAUCUUGUGGAAAAAAGGCAAGUUUCUAUAGAGGAAGGAGAAGCCAAAGCUCGUGAGCUCAAUGUUAUGUUUAUUGAAACUAGUGCCAAGGCUGGCUUCAAUAUAAAGGCACUGUUUCGGAAGAUUGCAGCAGCCUUACCUGGAAUGGAAACACUUUCUUCGACCAAGCAAGAAGACAUGGUUGACGUCAAUCUCAAGUCAAGCAAUGCGGCAGGGACGCAGUCACAACCAGCGUCAAGCGGAUGUGCUUGUUGAUACACAGCUUGGAUCUAUCGAAGCUCCAACUUUGUUGCUGGAUUUCCUUGAUGCGUUUCUAAUCAUAUCAGGUGUCUGUAAAGUUCUAGCUGUCCCUUUUUGUAGCGUCGGACUUUUUUGUUUGGUUGAUUGUUAAAAGAUUUAGGCCCCAUUUGGCUACGUUUUACGAAAAUUAAUGGAACUACUCAGGAACUCUGAAAAGCGAUUGUGUGCC
This is a messenger RNA of Corylus avellana, 688 nucleotides long. NCBI's taxonomy places the organism in Eukaryota, Viridiplantae, Streptophyta, Magnoliopsida, Fagales, Betulaceae. The record is from RefSeq and is a predicted model, not a curated record.